CCUUUUAUUAUUACCCAAACACAAAAGCAUCAUUACAACAUUCAUCUUCUCAAGCAAAAAAGUAAAUAUUCACAGCCAUUUCCCAACAUCAAGAUCCUCACAAUCCCAAUUAAAAAAUCCACCACCCAAAAAGCUCAAUAAUAAAAAGGGGCACACCAAAAUCCCACUUCUCCCAGCCAAAAACAUGGCGAAUUUCGGGUCUCUGCGGCAGAGCUUCGUGGAGAGAGGGAAAGAGCGGCUGCUGUCGCGGAAGUACUACUCGGAGGUGGAAUCGGAGGGGUACUACGUGCGGCACGAGGGCUGCUUCCACUGGCUGUUCCGAGUGAUGGGAGAGAGCCUGUGGCGGUGGUGGAAGAGGCUCCGGGAGAUUGCGGUGAGCGCCUAUGAGAUGGGGAGAUCGGAUCCCAGGAAGGCCAUGUUUGCUGCUAAGAUGGGCUGCGCUUUGUCUCUGGUUUCGCUGCUCAUCUUUUUCAAGGAGCCCUCCACUUAUAUCACCAAGCAUUCCAUUUGGGCCAUUCUCACUGUUGUGGUUGUCUUUGAGUUCAGCAUAGGAGCUACGUUAAGCAAAGGGUUUAAUCGAGCGCUGGGGACCUUGUCGGCUGGUGCACUAUCUUUAGGGAUUGCAGAACUGGCAAAGCUUGCUGGAGAAUUUCAUGAAGUCGUGGUUGUCAUCAGUAUUUUUAUCGCAGGGUCCUUGUCUAGUUAUCUGAAGCUGCACCCGGCUGUGAAGCAGUACGAAUAUGGAUUCAGGGUGUUCAUGCUGACGUUCUGCAUCGUGCUGGUGUCUGAUUCUUCGGAGUUUCUUCAGACUGCUGUCUCGAGACUGGUGCUGAUCGCAGUUGGCGCUGGUGUCUGCUUAGUCAUGAAUGUCUGCAUUUUCCCCAUUUGGUCCGGUGAGGAUCUGCACAAGCUGGUCGUGAAGAACUUUAAAGGGGUCGCCACGUCUUUGGAAGGUUGUAUCAAUAUGUACUUGCAAUGUGUCGAGUACGAAAGAAUACCAUCGAAGAUCCUGAUCUACCAAGCUUCUGAUGAUCCUCUUUACAAGGGAUAUCGAACUGCAGUGGAGUCCACGAGCCAAGAGGAGACUCUGAUGAGCUUUGCUGUUUGGGAACCACCUCACGGCCGUUAUAGGAUGUUGAACUAUCCUUGGGGCGAAUAUGUGAAGGUCAGUGGCGCUCUGAGGCACUGUGCGUUCAUGGUGAUGGCCAUGCACGGGUGUAUUCUUUCAGAAAUACAGGCACCUUCUGAACUAAGGCAGGUUUUCAAGGAUGUAAUUCAGAGAGUCGGCACCGAAGGAGCCAAGGUUCUCAAAAUGCUUAGUGAAAAAGUCGAAAAGAUGGAGAAACUAGACACAGAGGACCCUCUUGCAGCUAUUCACGACGCUGCGGAGAAUCUGCAGAUGAUGAUCGACGAGAAAUCGUACCUUUUGGUGAAUGCUGAGAGCUGGAAGAGCGACAAACGCCCCGAGAAUCUCGACCCGGAAAAGAUACGCGAAAUGAAAGAGAAUGAAAACAAGCCAUUCUUGAUCAAGUCUCUCAGCUCAAUCAACCAACAGUCGACUCAGACACUGCGCAACUACGAUGCAUUUACUGCAAACCGAAGCAUCAACAACUUCUCCCAAUCCGAACUGGGUUCCGGAGAGGAUGUCCUUAAGCAGCAGACCAUGUGGCCUUCGCGCCUCUCUCUGAUCGGUGAUUCCAUCCUCAAUGAGCGCGAGGUCCGAACAUAUGAAAGUGCGAGUGCGUUGUCUCUCGCGAAUUUCACCUCUUUGUUGAUAGAGUUCGUUGCCAGGCUUCAGAACCUGGUUCACUCGUUCGAGGAACUCAGUGAGAAGGCUAAGUUCAGGGAGCCAGUUGAGAUGCCGGAAAUGCAAACGAGCACCAGUUUCUGCUCUAGAGUGCUCGGAUGCUUGUGCUGCUGCAGAGAGACUAACACAGUCCAAGCAGUUGUAUGAUGAUCAGGUGAUAUGGUUUUAUUUCAUUAACCAGAAACAUUCAGAUCAUCACUAAAUCAAUUUUGUGAAUUAUGGACAUAAAAGUUAUAACAAAAUGUAAUUUUUCACCCUUUUUUCAGAAACUUUUUAUUGAAUCAAGCAAUGAGAAUGGUAUCAGAUCA
Molecule: messenger RNA, 2115 nt
Organism: Salvia splendens (bonfire salvia)
Lineage: Eukaryota; Viridiplantae; Streptophyta; Magnoliopsida; Lamiales; Lamiaceae
Product: aluminum-activated malate transporter 4
Exons: 6
Coding region: 185-1954 (589 amino acids)
Biological process (GO): malate transport
Source: RefSeq, a predicted model, not a curated record